This is a messenger RNA of Zalophus californianus (California sea lion), 4516 nucleotides long. RefSeq names its product fibroblast growth factor receptor 2 (gene FGFR2). Gene Ontology annotation, biological process: multicellular organism development; protein phosphorylation; fibroblast growth factor receptor signaling pathway. The transcript is spliced from 18 exons. The record is from RefSeq and is a predicted model, not a curated record. Gene Ontology annotation, molecular function: ATP binding; fibroblast growth factor receptor activity; fibroblast growth factor binding. Bases 477 to 3005 code for a protein of 842 amino acids. Gene Ontology annotation, cellular component: signaling receptor complex; membrane. NCBI's taxonomy places the organism in Eukaryota, Metazoa, Chordata, Mammalia, Carnivora, Otariidae.
UGCUGCAAGUUCUCACUGGCUUGGUAGCGUUAACCAGGGCAUGGAUUGUCGUCCUGGGUCAGCCUUAUUUUGUGUUUUUGGAGAUUUCAGUUUGUUGAGGAACUUCCUCUCUAUCCGCCCCCCCCCCCCCCACCCGCCCAGAUUUGACCCCUGAUAGCUCUCUCCAUUACUCAGCUCGGAAGACAAGGGGAACAGUAGGGAGGCUUUGAGCUCAGAGAUAGGUCGGCCCCCCUGGGGGGGGGGGGGAACCCAGGCAUCCCAAAUUUGCCUGGCACUGUUGACUUUCCUGAUGUAAAAUCUACCAGAAACAAAGCGCCCAAGUGCUCAGCAUGGGUGAGCCGGCAGAGGACAGAUAACCACUCAGUGGUAGAAGCUCAAUUAAGGGGCUGCAGCGGCUUCGGCGGCACCUUGGCUCCGGAACGCGCCGCAGGCUGGAGGCAUUGCUGGCAGUCCAUGCUCGAAGACGAGGUGUGCAGAUGGGAGUGACGUCCACAUGGAGAUAUGGAAGAGGACGGGGGACUGGCACGGCCACGGCCGUGCUCAGCUGGGCCCGCUGGGGCUGCCUGGUCGCGGUCACCAUGGCAACCUUGUCCCUGGCCCGGCCCUCCUUCAAUUUAGUGGAGGAUACCACAUUAGAGCCGGAAGAGCCACCAACCAAAUACCAAAUCUCCCAACCUGAAGUUUACGUGGCCGCGCCCGGGGAGUCGCUAGAGUUGCGCUGUCCGUUGAGAGAUGCCGCCACGAUCAUUUGGACUAAGGAUGGGGUACACUUGGGGCCCAACAAUAGGACAGUGCUUAUUGGGGAAUACUUGCAGAUAAAAGGUGCCACACCUAGAGACUCCGGCCUCUAUGCUUGCACGGCGGCUAGGCCGGUAGACAGCGAGGCUGUCUACUUCAUGGUGAAUGUCACAGAUGCCAUCUCAUCCGGAGAUGACGAGGACGACACGGAUGGUUCCGAGGAUUUUGUCAGUGAGAACAGUAACAACAAGAGAGCCCCGUACUGGACCAACACAGAAAAGAUGGAAAAGCGACUUCAUGCCGUCCCUGCAGCCAAUACUGUCAAGUUUCGCUGUCCGGCUGGGGGAAAUCCAGCACCAACUAUGCGGUGGCUGAAGAAUGGAAAGGACUUUAAGCAGGAACAUCGCAUUGGAGGCUAUAAGGUGCGAAACCAACAUUGGAGCCUUAUUAUGGAGAGCGUGGUCCCGUCCGACAAAGGAAAUUACACCUGUGUGGUAGAGAACGAGUAUGGUUCCAUCAAUCACACGUACCACCUCGAUGUUGUUGAGCGAUCGCCACACCGGCCCAUCCUCCAAGCUGGACUGCCAGCGAACGCCUCCACUGUGGUCGGAGGCGACGUGGAGUUUGUCUGCAAAGUUUACAGCGACGCCCAGCCCCACAUUCAGUGGAUCAAACAUGUAGAAAAGAAUGGCAGCAAAUACGGGCCUGACGGGCUGCCUUACCUCAAGGUGCUGAAGCACUCGGGGAUAAAUAGUUCCAAUGCAGAAGUGCUGGCUCUGUUCAAUGUGACUGAGGCGGAUGCUGGGGAGUAUAUAUGUAAGGUCUCCAAUUAUAUAGGGCAGGCCAACCAGUCUGCCUGGCUCACUGUCCUGCCAAAACAGCAAGCUCCUGUAAGAGAAAAGGAGAUUACGGCUUCCCCAGACUACCUGGAGAUAGCCAUUUACUGCAUAGGGGUCUUCCUCAUUGCCUGUAUGGUGGUGACGGUCAUCCUGUGCCGAAUGAAGACCACGACCAAGAAGCCAGACUUCAGCAGCCAGCCAGCUGUGCACAAGCUGACCAAGCGCAUCCCCUUGCGGAGACAGGUAACAGUUUCCGCUGAAUCCAGUUCUUCCAUGAACUCCAACACCCCGCUGGUAAGGAUAACCACGCGCCUCUCCUCGACGGCAGACACCCCCAUGUUGGCAGGGGUCUCCGAGUAUGAAUUGCCAGAAGAUCCAAAGUGGGAGUUCCCGAGAGAUAAGCUGACGCUGGGCAAACCUCUGGGGGAAGGUUGCUUUGGGCAAGUGGUCAUGGCUGAGGCGGUGGGAAUUGACAAAGAGAAGCCCAAGGAAGCAGUCACUGUGGCCGUGAAGAUGUUGAAAGAUGAUGCCACAGAGAAGGAUCUUUCUGAUUUAGUGUCAGAGAUGGAGAUGAUGAAGAUGAUUGGAAAACACAAAAAUAUCAUAAAUCUCCUUGGAGCCUGUACUCAGGACGGGCCUCUCUACGUCAUCGUCGAGUAUGCCUCGAAAGGCAACCUCCGCGAGUACCUCCGAGCCCGAAGGCCGCCCGGGAUGGAGUACUCCUAUGACAUUAACCGAGUUCCCGAGGAGCAGAUGACCUUCAAGGACUUGGUGUCCUGCACCUACCAACUGGCAAGAGGCAUGGAGUACUUGGCUUCCCAGAAAUGUAUUCAUCGGGAUUUAGCUGCCAGAAAUGUUUUGGUAACAGAAAACAAUGUCAUGAAAAUAGCAGACUUUGGACUGGCCAGGGAUAUCAACAAUAUAGACUAUUACAAAAAGACCACAAACGGGCGACUUCCAGUCAAGUGGAUGGCCCCAGAAGCCCUUUUUGACCGAGUGUACACCCACCAGAGUGACGUGUGGUCCUUCGGGGUGUUAAUGUGGGAGAUUUUCACGUUAGGGGGCUCACCCUACCCAGGGAUUCCAGUGGAGGAACUUUUUAAGCUGCUUAAGGAAGGACACCGGAUGGAUAAGCCAGCAAACUGCACCAAUGAACUGUAUAUGAUGAUGAGGGACUGUUGGCAUGCGGUGCCCUCCCAGAGGCCGACGUUCAAACAGUUGGUAGAGGACUUGGAUCGGAUUCUCACUCUCACAACCAAUGAGGAAUACUUGGACCUCAGUCAGCCUCUCGAACAGUAUUCACCUAGUUACCCUGACACAAGGAGUUCUUGUUCUUCAGGAGACGAUUCUGUUUUCUCUCCGGACCCCAUGCCUUACGAACCCUGCCUUCCUCAGUACCCACAUGUAAACGGCAGAGUUAAAACAUGAAUGAGCUUGUCCUUCCGUUCCCACACAGGACAGCACCAGGGAGCUAGCCACACGAGCAGGGAGGCCAUGCCUCCAGGAGCUUGUUGGCUCCGCUUGUAUAUAUGGAUCAGAGGAGUAAAUAAUCGGAAAAGUAAUCGGCACACGUGUAAAGAAUUUAUACAGUUGGAAACUUGUAAUCUUCACCUGGAGAAGAAGAAUGUUUCUGGGGCCAUGGACUGCCAUGGGCCACCACGCGCCCACGACCCACUGUGGGUACUGGCUGUGGACCAGCUGGACUUGAGGCAAACUUAGGUUCUGCCUUCCUUGUGAAUUUUGUAAUAAUAGGAGAAAAUAUAUGUCAGCACACACAACGGCACAACUGCAGUAUAUAAGUGCUGGAUGUAUGUAAAUAUAUUCAAAUUAUGUAUAAAUAUAUAUUAUAUAUUUACAAGGAAUUAUUUUUUGUAUUGAUUUUAAAUGGAUGUCCCAAUGCACCUAGAAAAUUGGUCUCUCUUUUUGUAAUAGCUAUUUCCUAAAUGCUGUUCUUACACAGAAUUUCUUAAUUUUCACCGAGCAGAGGUGGAAGAAUACUUUUGCUUUCAGGGAAAAUGGUAUAACAUUAAUUUAUUAAUGAAUUGGUAAUAUACAAAACAAUUAAUCAUUUAUAGUUUUGUGGGGUUUUUUUGUUUUUGUUUUGUAAUUUAAGUGGCGUUUCUUUGCAAGCAGCACAUCGGACUAGUCAAUCUAUUGCUUGGACUUAACUAGUUAUCAGAUUCUUUGAAAAGAGGAAUAUUUACAGAAUAUGACUAAUUUGGGGAAAAUGAAGUUUUGAUUUAUUUGUUUUAAACCCUGCUGUCAGAUGGUUGUUCUUACACCACCAGAAUGCCAAGAGGAAACAAACCCAUUAAUAAGAGAGUAUUUUGUUUUGCUGUUCAGCUCUGUCAUUGGGCCCAAGGAACAUUUAACUGGACUUCCCAAGACAAAUGGGACCAGCGUUCUCUUAAAAAGAUGCCUUAAUCCAUUCCUUGAGGAUGGACCUUAGUUGAGAUGAUAGCCGACUGUCCUCCCCGGCAGCUGGUCUUCUGCGCUGAGUUGCACGUUAAUCAGAUUAGCCUGUAUUCUCCUCAGUGGAUUUUGAUCAUGGCUUCCAGAUUCAUUGGCGUUAGAGAAGGCUUUUAGAAUUGAAACCCUGAGUUGUUCUACUGAUAGUCUUUGGAGACACUUCCAUCUUUUUAAGGGAUUGCUUCUGUCUAAUUCUGGCAGGACCUCACCAAAAGAUUGGGCCUCAUACCAGCGUCAGACACAACGUUGCCAUGUUGUGCGUUCUGUAUGAAAGGAUUGUGUUUUGCUUUGGAAACACCUACUCACUCUGCUAUAGUCAUGCCACGUGCAGAUUACACUGAUUCUACUUGUUACAAAUUGGAGAAAGUAUUUAAUAAAUCCUGUUAAUUUUUAUACUGACAAUAAAAAAUGUUUCUACAGAUAUUAAUGUUAACAAGACAAAAUAAAUGUCACGCAGCUUAUUUUUUUAA